This is a messenger RNA of Phytophthora infestans T30-4, 1233 nucleotides long. RefSeq names its product serine protease family S10, putative. The record is from RefSeq and is a predicted model, not a curated record. NCBI's taxonomy places the organism in Eukaryota, Oomycota, Peronosporomycetes, Peronosporales, Peronosporaceae. The coding region runs from base 1 to 1233 and encodes 410 amino acids. Gene Ontology annotation, biological process: proteolysis. The transcript is spliced from 3 exons. Gene Ontology annotation, molecular function: serine-type carboxypeptidase activity.
AUGCACCCCCAGGCUUGGAGCUUGCUCUUAGUAACGAUACUAGCGCGAUGUUGCAUGUUGUCAGGUGGUGAGAGCCUCUUCGCCCAAGCGAGUGCUCUUAGUAAUGAAUAUCCUUCGUCAACGUCGCUGUGUGGAGAGGAUCUAGCCGAAGAGACCGGUACGCUCAACGGUCUGUACUAUGUGUACUACCAAUCGUCCGCCAAAAGAAAGAAUGUUCCUGUGAUUCUGUGGCUCUCAGGUGGUCCUGGAUGCUCUGGGCUUGUCGCGUUAUUAUUUGAGAAUGGUCCUUGUUCUUUUGACGACGAGACCGACACAAUCUCACUCAAUCCGUACGCGUGGACUGGGCUUGCUAAUGUUGUCUACCUCGACCAGCCUAAAGGCACAGGAUACAGCAAUGGAGAGCGUGGGAUUACGCGUCCUUGGUCACUUGACGGUGCAGCGGAUGACAUACACGAGUUUCUCCACCAAUUCUACCAGCAACAUCCAGAGCUCAGAGUGAGCGACUUUUACAUUUUCGGAGAGAGUUUCGCCGGGCACUACGUACCAGACUUGGCUUUGAGAUUGAUCGACGACAGCUCACUUCCAACACUGAAAGGAAUAGCCAUCGGGAACGGCGUCGUGUCCACAACAGCUUGGGUCGAGUCUGUGAUCCCUUUCUUCAAAGUCAACGAGUAUGGUUACGAUUUCCUUGGUUCAAACGAAAUAAUUCUUGGUCGGAACGCAUAUGACAUACGACGUGAGUGCCAUCAAGACGACGCUCUUCAACUCUGUUAUCGCUUUUCUCGUCUCCAGGCUUUUGUCAACACCCCUGCUGCAAGUUCUUACUUCGGUGAAGCUCCUCAUGAAUGGAAAUUGUGUUCUUCCGGAGCACUCCAGCAAUUAGCAGAAAUGGAUCAACUGGAGGAGAGCGAGUCGAACGUCGCUCGAGCUCUUGAACGCGGCGUUCGAGUGCUCGUCUACGGUGGUGACGCCGACACUGUCGUCAAUUGGAUGUCCCAAGACUUGUGGACGCGCGCUUUGUCUUGGAAACAUCAAGCUCAAUUCAGCUCCGCAGCCUUCAAUGAACAAAAGUAUAACGGUCGAAGCAUCGGUCGCGUGCGGUCUUCUCAUGGGCUCAGCUUCAUGAAAGUUUACAAUGCCGGCCACAUGGUUCCUCAUGACCAGCCCGCCAUUGCAUACGAGAUGGUCCGCAGUUUCCUGCAUGACGAUCCACGAGUUGGCAUGUUUAGUUAA